GCUGUGUCAGUGCGGGAGGUGAGGGUGUGGGGCGGAGCGGUAACACCGCACAUAGCGCUGACACCGCUCAGACGGCGGUGCGGAUAUGGAGAAGAUCUCCACAGGAAUACAAUGCAUCAAAUACUUACUCUUUACCUUCAACUUCAUCUUCUGGUUGGCCGGCACAGCCGUGCUCGCUGUCGCCCUGUGGCUCCGCUUUGACUCGAAGACAACUGCCAUAUUUGGAGCUGGACAGUGCCCCGCACACUUCUGUGUCGGCAUCUACAUCUUGAUGGGAGUGGGUGCGGUGAUAAUGAUCAUUGGGUUUUUCGGAUGUUGUGGGGCAGUCCAGGAGUCCCAGUGCUUGUUGGGAUCAUUUUUCGCCUGUCUUCUGGUGAUAUUCGCUGCUGAAAUCACCGCUGGAGUUUGGGGUUUCCUGAACAAGGAGCAGAUAAUUGAUACGAUGAAGUCAUACUAUAAAGCAGAGUCGGAAAAAGUCAAGAAGGAAUCAAAAAGCAACAUCACAAUUGUGACGAUCCACAAAGUGCUGAAGUGCUGCGGCACGGCCAAUGAAUCUUUCAUUUGUCCCGCUGAGCAGCAGUCCGAGGACUGCAUCCUGAAACUGGACGAGUUCUUCAGGUCGAAGCUAUACAUCAUCGGGAUUAUGGGAAUCACGAUUGCUGGAGUCAUGAUUUUCGGAAUGAUCUUCAGUAUGGUUUUGUGCUGUGCCAUCCGCAACUCCCAGUAUGUAAUGUGACAGUGCAUCCCGCUCUGCUCCAGCCCAUCCCAGCUUGACUGCCACAUGCACUCUCUAUCUCCAUCUCUCUCUGUCUCCAGCUGCUCCCCAGCUGUGAGCAGCACUCUCCAACCAGUCUCGGGAACACUGGGAAUCACACACGGACAGUUUCCCUGCUUUUUAUUUGAUUAUCUGCAAAUUAUUUCUAUUUUAUGUAUUUAAUAGAUGCUUAAAGGCGGUGGCUGUGUAUUGUGGACAGGCUGCCCUGUCCUGCCAAGCUUCCGAUUUCUCAUUCUGUCAACAGUUAUAUUUGAGAGGACAUAGUUUAAAGCCAGACAUGGAGCGGGGGAAGGUUGAGGGGAGUAAUGUCGGCUGGUACCGAUGUCUAGUCAUUGACUCAUCGACUGCCUCUUCAUUAACCUGAUACCAGGCUUACAUUCACACCACACUGUGCACCAGUGUUCACUGGUGUUCGCCAUCAGAUUCUGUGGAGUCCUGCAGCUCAGUGUUUAGAGCACUCGCCUCGCAAGC
Molecule: messenger RNA, 1246 nt
Organism: Callorhinchus milii (elephant shark)
Lineage: Eukaryota; Metazoa; Chordata; Chondrichthyes; Chimaeriformes; Callorhinchidae
Product: CD9 antigen
Exons: 8
Coding region: 86-736 (216 amino acids)
Cellular component (GO): membrane
Source: RefSeq, a predicted model, not a curated record